This is a messenger RNA of Geosmithia morbida, 1959 nucleotides long. RefSeq names its product Sulfite reductase, alpha subunit (flavoprotein). The coding region runs from base 1 to 1959 and encodes 652 amino acids. Gene Ontology annotation, molecular function: FMN binding; [methionine synthase] reductase (NADPH) activity; flavin adenine dinucleotide binding. The transcript has a single exon. Gene Ontology annotation, cellular component: cytosol. The record is from RefSeq and is a predicted model, not a curated record. Lineage: Eukaryota; Fungi; Ascomycota; Sordariomycetes; Hypocreales; Bionectriaceae. Gene Ontology annotation, biological process: homocysteine metabolic process.
AUGACUCCGGUGACGGUCCCCGUUCACGACAUGGUCGCUUCCGUGGCAGAGAGCAUCGCCAACGAGCAGAAGGCCCCCUCCAUCGCCCCGUCCCUCACCUUCUCCGACGACUCAGAGGACCAGGACGAGCUGCCAAAGGCUCCCCCGCAAAAGUCCCGUCACCGUCGUGCCUCGACUAGGUUGAUUGCCCAGAAUGCUCGCGACAUCCAACGCAUCACCGGCGAGACGACGGCCGAGUUCGUCCAGCGCUGCUGCGGAGGCGGCUGCUGCCUGGGCGGCUCCACCAAGCGCCCCGGCAUCGUGGUCGAGCAGCCCGACAACGAGGCCUACCGAUCUCUCGGCCUCGCCAUCAACGAGAUCCCCCUCACCCUCACCAAGGUGCCCGACCUGCCCGAGUCCACCGUCUCGUUCAUCCCCAUAGCCCGUCCCGCAGUCGACUCCCUCUCCAUCCGCCCAGCCCAGGCCGCCCAGGCCGCCCAGGACUGUUCGCCAACCGACUCGGCCGUGUCCCUCGGCAGCGGGUCGCAGUCCCCCGUCUCCGAGACGGCGUCGGCAGCCGAUGAGGAGAAGACGGAGGGCGAGUCCGAGCACGACGACGACGACGGCAACAAGGAUGAGCCGACGAUGACGUCGAUGGCCAGCUGCUUCGUGCCCGUCGACACAGCCAUCCAGCCCCCGCGCUUCGUCCAGCCUCACCCGCCAUACCACGUGCACCCGGUCAGGAUCCACAACACGCGCGAGCUGACCAAGCCCGGGGCCGAGAAGCGCACGUACCACUUCGACCUAGACAUCACCGACUACCCCAACGAGGACGGGUCCGAUUUCGUGGUGGGCGGGGCGAUCGGCAUCAUGGCGCCCAACAGCGACGACGUGGUGGAAGACGUCCUGGACACGCUCAUGGUGCCGCGGUUCCAGCGCGACAAGCCGGUGCUCAUGCGGACGACCAAGGGCCGGUGGCCGACGGUGUGGGGCGACGAGAAGGCGCGGUCGCUGGUGACGACGCGCCGGGACCUGUUCCGGUGGACGGUGGACCUGCAGUCGUUCCCGCCGACCAAGGCCAUGCUGCGGCUGCUGGCGGAGCACGCGGCGGCCGACAACGAGCGCAAGAUCCUCGAGUACCUCUGCUCCGCCGAGGGCCAGGGCGUCUUCUGCGACUUCCGCACGGGCCCCCACGUGUCGGUGUCGCAGGUGCUGCACGCCUUCCCGAGCGCCCACCCGCCGCUGGGCGACCUCCUGUCGGUGCUCCCGCAGCUGAUGCCGCGCUUCUACUCGCUCUCCAACGACCCGCACGAGGCGUACGAGACGCACGACGACAAGCAGCACCGCCUGGUGCAGGUGGCCGUGACGGUGCACGAGACGCACGACUGGAAGAGCGGCAAGCGCACGGGCGUCGGCUCGGGCUUCUUCGAGCGCCAGGCCCACCGAUUCUUGGAGGAGACUCGGCUGGGCCGCACCCCGGACCUGUACGUCCCCAUGUUCAAGGGCCUGAUGGCCAACCCGCUGGCCAAGCAGUUCAAGGCCGACGGCCCCAUGCUCCUGAUCGGCGCGGGCGUGGGCAUCGCCCCCUUCCGGGGCUUCGUCCAGCGCCGCCUCAAGCAGGCCAACUGCGCCAACAAGGUCUGGGUCCUGCAGGGCAUCCGCGACUCGCUCGUCGACGAGAUCUACAGCGGCGAGUGGGGCGUGCAUGAGGACGAGGUCAAGCGCGUGGUGCAGAGCCGGCGCGGCGAAGGCCGCUACGUCCAGGAGGAGGUGCGACACCAGGCCGACCUGGUAUGGCAGAUCGUCAACUCCAUCGACGGCCGCAUCUUCGUCUGCGGCUCCAGCAGAGGCAUGGGCGAGGGCGUCGAGGAGGCCCUCGUCGACGUCGCCAUGGCAAAGGGGAACCUGCAGAGGGAGGAGGCCCGUAACUUUUGGGAUCUGAAGAAGGAGGCUGGCCAGUACAUUGCCGAGACGUGGUGA